Molecule: messenger RNA, 1478 nt
Organism: Hibiscus syriacus
Lineage: Eukaryota; Viridiplantae; Streptophyta; Magnoliopsida; Malvales; Malvaceae
Product: polygalacturonase-like
Exons: 7
Coding region: 37-1434 (465 amino acids)
Biological process (GO): fruit dehiscence; anther dehiscence; pectin catabolic process
Molecular function (GO): polygalacturonase activity
Source: RefSeq, a predicted model, not a curated record
UUUAUUUGUUGUCCUUAAUUUUUUCUAGCAGAGUACAUGAUGUUCCUAAAAACUCUCUGUCUCCCACUUCUGUUUACAUUAAUCUCUUUGCGUUCCUGCUUCGGCAUCGACAGUUACACAGAGGACCCAUUUCACGUCGAUUUUCGUCGUGGCCGAGCUUAUCGCCGCCCGAUAUCCUAUCGUCCGUAUGUUCGCACCUUCGGUCAUGUUCCCAACAUACGAAACUACCGUAAUCCCUACUCGGUGAACCGGUUCGACCACAAUAGCGGAAUCCGAGCGAGACUUGACAGAGCACGUGGUCCGAUGACUUCGAAGAUGGUCAAUGUCGAUGAUUUCGGGGCUAAAGCUAAUGGAAGAGAUGAUUCUUUGGCAUUUAAGAAAGCUUGGAACUAUGCUUGUUCUUCAUCUCAAGGAGCUACUAUGGUGGUCCCUAAGAAGAAGACUUAUCAUGUUAAGCCAAUUAACUUCUCAGGACCUUGCAAAUCUCCUCUUGUAUUGAAGAUCUAUGGAACAAUCAAAGCCACUACAGAUCACUCCGAAUACGAAGGUAAUGGAAGACGGUGGCUUUACUUCGAUAACGUUGAAAAUUUACGAGUCGAAGGUGGCGGCACCAUCAAUGGCAAUGGCAGAACAUGGUGGGAAAAGUCCUGCAAAAUCAACAAAGCCCUCCCUUGCAAGGAAGCGCCAACUGCUGUAACGUUCAAUGAAUGCACUAACCUGAGAGUGUCAAGUCUGCGGAUAAAAAACGCACAGCAAAUGCAUCUUAUUUUUCGAGAAUGUGUGAACGUUAAUGCGUUUAAUCUUCGGGUGAAAGCACCCGGUAACAGUCCCAACACCGACGGAAUUCACGUGACCGGAACCCAGAAUAUUAACAUUAACAAUUGUGUCAUCGGGACGGGAGAUGAUUGCAUCUCAAUCGUGAGCGGCUCGAAAAAUGUCCGUGCCACGGGUAUAACUUGUGGACCGGGCCAUGGAAUCAGCAUUGGGAGCCUAGGAGCAGGAAACUCUGCUGCUUAUGUGUCCAAUGUCAUAGUUAAUAAAGCAACAUUUCGGGACACCACUAACGGAGUGAGAAUAAAGACAUGGCAGGGCGGAUCAGGAUAUGCUAAGAACAUCAGGUUUCAAAACAUUGUGAUGAACAACGUCAGUAACCCUAUCAUCAUCGAUCAAAAUUAUUGUGAUAAACGAAAACCAUGCCGCAAACAGGUGUCAGCUGUGCAAGUGAGCGAUGUGCUUUACCAGAACAUCAGGGGAACGAGUGCGACGGGAGUGGCCGUGAAAUUCGACUGCAGCCAGAGCGUUCCUUGUCGGCGGAUUUACCUGCAGGACGUGGCUUUAAGGGCUGAAGAGGAAGACAGUGCACAAGCUUCAUGCGCUAAUGUUCGAUUAUCUUAUCGAGGAGAUGUUUCCCCGCCUUGCUCGUCACAAAAUUAAAGCAAAUUUAUCGAUUAAGUCAUUAAACACAAAAUACAUUCAUG